GUAUUUUCGUUGUAUUUUAGGCGAUAUUUUCUGCGUGCGAAAGCCCUUCUUGUAGGAUUUAUGUCCGUUUAUUUGUUUGUACGGGUUACCUGUGGGGUUGAUUUCAACGCAGGCUCAAUUUUUGAUAAAGAUGGCGGGAAGAUGAUGUGAUGUGCACGCUUUGAUAGCCACGGUAGAAAAUGGACAUAAGGAGUUUUUUCAGCCCACCAGACGCUAAGAAGAAGCAAAAUGGAACCGCAAAGGUGGCCGGCGCGCACGGUAUAUCGAAAGAAAAGCGAGGGGCAGACGACAAAAAAGAAAAGAAACAGAAGCAAUGCAGAGAGAAGAAGAGACCAAAGUCAAAAAGGGCUCUCGUAAUAUCUGAAAGUGACGAAGAGGAGCGAGAGUUUAUUCAGAAGAAGAAGAAGAAAACCACUCAUAGUAACAAAAAGCCUAUAGCUGUGUCAGAUUCUGAUGAGGAACCUUUGCCACCGAAAAUAAGAGAGGCUGCUAAGAAGAAUGAAAAAGCUGCCAAAUCAAAUAAGAAAUCAACUUAUUUUGAUGAUUCAGAUGAUGAAUCUCCAAUUAAGCAAAAGAAGAGCACAACAAAAAAGGAAACCCCAACAAAGAAAGAAGUUCACAAGAAACAGGAGAAGACCCCUGAAAAGAAGACUGUGACAUCAGCUGCAGACUUCUUUGGCUCUGAGCCAGUCCACAGAUCUGCCAACAAGCAGUUCUCAGGGAAACGGAAACAGCCCAGUAAAGAGGAAGGAGAGGACGAUGUAUGUGCUACUCAAGAUGAGCCUGUGAAAGAGGAAAAACCUUCCCAGCCAAGCAAAAAGAGAAAAGAAGAAAAAUCCCCAGCCAAAAAGUCUCCUGCCAAAACAGCACUAACUCUGGCCAGUAAAUUGUCCAAGGCAGCAUCAGCUAAAGUGCUAGUACCAGAGACACCGCCACCCAAAACACCAACCAAGACAACGCCCAGUCCUAUAAAAAAACAAGUAACGCCCAAAAAAACAACACCAGUGAAAGCAUUAAAAGAGCCAGAAAGUAAGAAAGCUAGAACACCCGAGAAAAUUAAGCAAGAGGAAACCAUUGCUACACCUUCUUCCUUGGAGAAGAAAAAAUCAGGUUACCGCAGCUUCAUGUCCAGAGAAGGACCAAAAGCCCUUGGCUCCAAGGAGAUACCACAGGGAGCGGAGAACUGCUUUGAAGGGCUGACGUUUGUCGUCACAGGGGUGCUGGAUAGCAUAGAGCGUGACCACGCCCAGGACCUUAUCCAGAGAUAUGGGGGCAAGGUGACAGGGUCGGUCAGCAAGAAAACUAGCUAUCUGCUGGUGGGACGUGAUGCUGGAGCUAGCAAGCUUUCAAAGGCGCAAACAUUAGGAACCAAACAGCUGGAUGAGGAUGCCUUUCUUGAUCUCAUACGCAACACUCCUGGAAAGAAAUCAAAGCAUGAACAGCCAGACACGCCAUCCAAGCAACCAAAGAAGGCCAAGCCUAGCAAGCAGCAGUCACCUCCUGCCAGUAGCCAAGACCAGGCAGAGAACUCUCAACAGACUGCCUCACAGUCAUCUACUUUGUCACCUCUUACACAGACACCUACUGGGUCACCUGUUGUUAAAGCCGAGGCGAGUCUAAUGUGGGUUGACAAGUACAAGCCCAGCGGCAUCAAGCAGAUAAUCGGCCAACAGGGGGACAAGAGUAACAUGCGGAAACUCCUGAACUGGGUCAGAAACUGGCACAAGAACAGAACCAAGACACACCCAAAAUCAUCCUUCUUUAACAAGGACACAGACGGGGCGUCUCUCAAGGCAGCACUGCUAUCAGGACCCCCGGGCGUGGGAAAGACCACAACUGCCACUCUUGUGUGCCAAGAGCUUGGUUACUCCUAUGUGGAGAUGAAUGCUAGUGACGCCAGGAGCAAAAAGACACUGGAGCAAGUUGUGUCUGAGUCUCUUAGCAACAAGAGCAUGGAUGCCUUUGUUGGAAGUAAGUGUGCCUCAAAAGGAGUGGCUGCUAAGUCUGGCGUGAAGCAUGUACUCCUCAUGGACGAAGUAGAUGGCAUGGCAGGGAGUGAGGACCGUGGCGGAAUGCAGGAGUUGAUAUCCCUGAUUAAGACCAGUAAGAUUCCCAUCAUCUGUAUGUGCAAUGACCGCAACAGCCAGAAGAUUCGCAGCCUCGCAAACUACUGCUUUGACCUUAGAUUCUCACGGCCUAGAGUUGAACAGAUAAAGGGUGCCAUGAUGAGUAUUGCAUACAAAGAAGGUAUCAAGAUUCCACCGCCCGCGAUGGACCAGAUUAUCCAAGGCGCCAACCAGGACAUCCGACAAGUGCUACAUAACAUGUCCAUGUGGACCGCCACCAACAAGACCCUCACUUACGACCAGGCCAAGCAGGAGGCUAGCAAUGCACAGAAGGAUAUCAAACUGGGUCCGUUUGACGCUAUCCGAAAGCUGCUUUCAGGCAGUGAUAGUUCCAAGCUGAGUUUAAAAGACAAGUCGGAUCUCUUCUUCUGUGACUACUCACUGAUGCCCCUAUUUGUCCAGGAAAACUACCUGAUGGUCAGCCCCUCACAGGCCAGUGGCGACCUGAAGAAGACCUUGGAUCUCGUCAGCCGAACAGCAGAUUCGAUAUGCGAUGGAGACUUGGUCUCUCGGCAGAUUCGCUCCAACAGCAGCUGGUCUCUGUUGCCCAUGCAAGCCAUGUUGUCCGCUGUCAUCCCGUCCUAUUUUAUCAGUGGGGGCAUGGGUCAAAGAAUUGAUUUUCCGCAGUGGCUAGGAAAGAACUCGAAGCAGGGACGGCUGGAUAGAAUUCUCCAAGAACUGCAGGCUCACAUGAGAAUCAGCACUUCGGCAGACAAGAGUUCAAUCAACUUGGAGUACAUCCCACACCUCAGGCAGGCUCUGACCACGCCCCUCACUGACCAGGACCCCCCGGAUCUGAAGGAGCGAGUUGCAAGUGUCAUAUCACUGCUUGACGCGUAUAACCUGACGCGCGAAGACUGGGACUCAGUCAUGGAGGCGGGGUUAUUUGAUGGACACAGGGACCCCAUGGAUAGUAUACCGUCUAAGACAAAAUCAGCCUUUACACGGACAUAUAACAAAGAACAACACAAAACUCCCUACGCUCAGAAAGCAGCGCCUACGAAAUCUCGUGGCAAGGGGGGAGGGGGUGGCGGUGAGUCUGAGUUCCCGGAUGAAGACGGUGCCGACCCAGGCCCCGACGAGGACGAGGAUGACCUGGAAGUGAGUGCGAUGAUGGUGAAAAAUAAAAAGGCUACAGCUGCUACUGGGAAAGGAAAGACCAGUAAAGAUGAUACGGGAAAGGGCAAAGGCAAGGGAAAGGGCAGAGGGAAGAAGUCCUAACGACUAAGAAGACAACAAAGGUUGAGAGGAAAGGACUGCAGCGAGACUUCAGCGAGCGAAGUCUCAAAGCCGAAAGGAUAGGGAAGUCCUAGCGGCGAAGAAAAUAUAGUCGGCAGCGAGAGAGGACGGAUGUGCAAGAAGGAAACGUUGUAAUUAAGAUGUACUUCAACAGCGAGCGAAGUCUGAAAAAAAAAGGGUACGGAAGAAGUCGUUAUUAGCCAUGAAGAAGACGUCCUAGUGACAAUGGCGAAACAGAGAGUCCGGAAAAAAGGGAGAAUAGAGUGGCAAGAGAACGUGGUGUUAUUGACAAAUAAAGCGUGUUUAUGACGACAUGCAAAUAUUGUGUCCAUCAAACAAAUUUUGCUGCGUGACGUCAGGGCAAAUGGUAAAAAAUGAGCUAAUUAAUAUUUAUAUUGAAACGCUCUUUAAAGCCCUUCAGGAAUUGUGAAAGGCGUUAAUAGUUGUCAAUCAUAUUCUAUCCUCACCCCUGGGGAGAGGCGCUCAUUGCAAGAGUACAUCGCGUAAUCGGAUCCAUGCAAUAAUUUUUUUUUCUACAAAUAUGACACCAAGGGUGGGACCAUUUUUGUCCGUCCCAGUUUGUAACAAUAUUAAAAUAAACAUUGUUUCAGACUUUA
Nematostella vectensis (starlet sea anemone) is the source of this 3982-nucleotide messenger RNA. Its product is annotated as replication factor C subunit 1. NCBI's taxonomy places the organism in Eukaryota, Metazoa, Cnidaria, Anthozoa, Actiniaria, Edwardsiidae. Bases 180 to 3347 code for a protein of 1055 amino acids. Gene Ontology annotation, biological process: DNA replication; DNA repair. The record is from RefSeq and is a predicted model, not a curated record. Gene Ontology annotation, molecular function: ATP hydrolysis activity; ATP binding; DNA binding. The transcript is spliced from 23 exons. Gene Ontology annotation, cellular component: nucleus; DNA replication factor C complex.